This is a messenger RNA of Metopolophium dirhodum (rose-grain aphid), 1952 nucleotides long. It is a transcript of the gene Sap47, whose product is annotated as synapse-associated protein of 47 kDa. The transcript has 9 exons. Gene Ontology annotation, cellular component: cytoplasm; synapse. Bases 361 to 1416 code for a protein of 351 amino acids. The record is from RefSeq and is a predicted model, not a curated record. Lineage: Eukaryota; Metazoa; Arthropoda; Insecta; Hemiptera; Aphididae.
GUACCGCCCGUGCGUACUACGCUACUACUCACUGCUCAGCACUCCCGUGUCGACUGAACAGUCAAGUCUCUGGCGCACUACUGGUCGGGCGUCAGUCGUCGUUCUGUUGCCGCUGCGCUCGCAUUACGUUUUCGACAUUUCAAAAAAAUAAUAUAUUGCCAUCCGUUCCGUAGCUGUUAACUGCAUUUAUACUUAGACGUUUUAAAAUCCCUCUGUGUUCAUACAGUUUUCUAUACAUCGAUAGCAAUAAUUACCGUUUCUGUUAAGCAAUACGUAUACAUAUUAUACAAGACUUUAAACGGAAGAUAUAUUUUACGUAUAAGUUUUCGUUCAGUGUAAAAAAAAAAAACAGUUGUCAAAAUGUUUAACGGGAUCACUAGUCAAAUGAGUAGCUGGAUUGGUAAAAAGCAAGAGGACGUAGAAGAAACCGUACCAUCACCAAAGACUGAACAGCCCGAGGAGUACAUUGAAAAAAAAGAAGAUUUAAGUCCAACAAAACCACCCAGUAAACUAGAGCUGUUGGGCAAUGUGAAAAAUCAAAUGUCCAGUUGGUUGGGAAGUGGUAUAUCCGGUUUGCGUAAAAGUGACAGCGAAGUUGUACCAGAUCCCCCCGCAGAACUUUUACAAGAAGCUGCCAAAGAGAGUUUUAAAGAGAAAGAAGACGAUAACUCCAGUGCUACUGGAGAUCCAGAUACCCCUAUUUCAGAAGGAGAGGAUGAUUUGAGCAAUACUCAAGGAGGAAAUGUAUCAACUAAAGCUUUACAAGGAGCAAAAUCGAUAGGAAGCUUCUUAUACAGUGCUGUGAAUAAAGCAGGAAAAACAGUCAGUGAAGCAGGAGCUAAAAUAAAGAAAACUGUCGGAGAAAACGGUAUACUUGGGGAAUUAAACAAAGAACAAGAGUCUUUUUUAAAGGAUAAAAAAGAUAGUGAGGUUGCUGCUGUUCCACCUUGGAUUGGUCACCCAAAUGAAGAAGCCGUUAAAGCUGAAUGUCUUGCUUUAUCUACAGAUAAGCGUAAUUUUGUACGCAGUCCUCCAGUAGGUGUAGAUUUCAGUUUCAAUUAUGAGACUUCAUAUCCUGUUGCUUUGGCUAUUUUAGCUGAAGACCCAAACUUAGAGAAAAUGCGGUUUGAUCUUGUUCCCAAAAUAAUAAAUGAAGAAAGUUUCUGGCAAAACUAUUUCUACAGAGUCAAUUUAAUUUGCAAUGCAAGCAAUUUGGAAUCACUAGAAACAACAGAUUACAAAACAGCAUCAUCAAAUGUCAAUUCUGAUUUGACAGACUCCACGAAAAAUGACACUUAUAUGAAAGAAUCAGAGUUUGUAUCCGACACAUUUGCAGAACAUGAUACAAAUGAAAUAAAUGAAAUAAGGAAGAGCUUGAAAGAAAGUUUGGGCGUUGAAUCUUCAGAAAAUGCUUGAAACGAUGUCAACAAAUUGCAACCACAAGACGACUUUCUUUAAGCGCUUCGCUUCCAAUCCCCCAAAAAGCGUAUUUUCUCUUCUAAACGCUUUUCCUAUAUCCUUAAUGUGCAAUAAUAAUUUAUACCCAUAAGAUCUAUAAGUACUUUUCCUAUCCUUGUGUGUUUAUUAAAAAUUUACGGACCCGGUUUGUAGAAGAACAUUGGGAAAAUGAGUUGGAGGCAGAACUACAAGAGUACGAGAUUGUCAAAAACAAUGAUGAUGGCCAAACAGACAAUACAAAAACUGGAUUCGGUGAAAUAUAUGACCUCAAAUAAUUGUUUAUUACAUAGCUGUUAGGUCUCAAAAAUAUUGUUAAAUAUUGAUUUUUUAAGGCUGGUGUUCUAAUGUAGAAUCUAGACUAAUUAAGUAAUGAUUGACUGUUUAAAAUUUUAUUAUUUACAACAUUAAUUCUACUAUAUAUUAUACCAUACCUAACCAACAAUUUAUUACCAUUUAUGGUAAACUUAAUAAAAAUUACCUUCAUGUUGUUAAAU